GGUGGCAGGGCCCAGCCUUGCCCGGCCCUUCACCAUGUUCCUCCUGCUCCCUUUUGACAGCCUGGUCGUUAACCUGCUGGGCAUUUCCUUAACUGUCCUCUUCACUCUGCUCCUGGUUUUCAUCAUUGUGCCAGCCAUUUUUGGAGUCUCCUUCGGCAUCCGCAAGGUUUACAUGAAAACGUUGCUAAAGAUUUUCCAGUGGGCGACGCUGAGGAUAGAGCGCGGCGCCAAGGAGAAGAACCACCCGCUCUACAAGCCCUACGUCAACGGGAUCAUUGCAAAGGAGCCCACGUCGCUGGAAGAGGAGAUCAAGGAGAUCCGCCGGAGCGGCAGCGGCAAAGCCCUGGAUGCUCCCGAGUUCGAGCUCUCCGAUAUCUUCUACUUCUGCCGCAAAGGCAUCGAGACCAUCAUGGACGACGAAGUGACCAAGAGGUUUUCGGCGGAAGAGCUGGAGUCCUGGAACCUCCUUAGCAGGACCAACUACAACUUCCAGUACAUCAGCCUGCGCCUCACGGUGCUCUGGGGCCUGGGCAUGCUCAUCCGCUACUGCUUCCUGCUGCCCCUCAGGAUAGCCCUGGCCUUUACUGGCAUCAGCUUGUUGGUGACCGGUACCACAGUGGUGGGAUAUUUGCCAAAUGGAAGGUGCAAGGAGUUCCUGAGCAGACACGUCCACCUCAUGUGCUACCGCAUCUGCGUGCGCGCCCUCACCGCCAUCAUCACCUACCACGACCUAAGGCCACGUUCCCAUCGGAUGCUCCGUGCUGUGCCGCCCGCCGGCCUCGCGCUCUGCGUGGCCAACCACACGUCCCCCAUCGACGUGAUCAUCCUGGCCAGCGAUGGCUACUACGCCAUGGUGGGCCAGAUCCACGGAGGCCUCAUGGGCGUCAUCCAGAGAGCCAUGGUCAAGGCCUGUCCCCACGUCUGGUUCGAGCGCUCCGAAGUCAAGGAUCGUCACCUCGUCGCCAAAAGGCUGACAGAGCACGUCCAGGACAAGAGCAAACUGCCCAUCUUGAUCUUCCCCGAAGGCACCUGCAUCAACAACACGUCCGUGAUGAUGUUCAAGAAGGGAAGCUUCGAGAUCGGAGCCACCGUUUAUCCCGUAGCCAUUAAGUACGACCCGCAGUUCGGAGACGCCUUUUGGAACAGCAGCAAGUACGGCAUGGUCACCUACCUCCUGCGCAUGAUGACCAGCUGGGCCAUCGUUUGCAGCGUCUGGUACCUGCCCCCGAUGACCCGGCAGCCCGAGGAGGACGCCGUGCAGUUUGCCAACCGCGUGAAGUCGGCCAUCGCCAGGCAGGGAGGCCUCGUGGAUCUGCUCUGGGACGGAGGCCUGAAGAGGGAGAAGGUGAAGGACACGUUCAAGGAGGAACAACAGAAACUCUACAGCAAAAUGAUUGUAGGCAACCACGAAGACCGGAGCCGCUCGUGA
Messenger RNA from Tinamus guttatus (white-throated tinamou), 1429 nucleotides. NCBI's taxonomy places the organism in Eukaryota, Metazoa, Chordata, Aves, Tinamiformes, Tinamidae. The record is from RefSeq and is a predicted model, not a curated record.